AUGAGUGAGAAGGCAGUGUCGGAUAUGUCGCUGGAGGACGCAACAAGUUGCGUGCCACCGGCUAGUGGGAACUGGGCUUCUGCGGAAACAAUUGUUGACGUCAGGAAUGGGACUGAGGGCAAAGACAACGGCACUGUACCUCCUCAGCAUCCCUCAAACGUACCGCUGAGUUCGGGGUUUCAACUGCGCUUUGACAGCAACAAGGCCGGUUUGGAGAAGGCCGACAAGGCCAGGACUGAGGCUAUCAUUGAAGAGGCAUCCAGGGGCACAAGCUACUACAUCAACGAGCGGCGCAAGGCGGAGUCACGGAAACUUCAUGUGUUGCAGCUCCAGCAGAAAGUGGCAGAGUUUGCACAGUACAUGGGCGGCGAAAAGAAUGCUGCGCGGCGAAGACAGUGGGAGCUCAAGGUUUCACAGGUGGAAAAAGAGCUGGAGGCUGGGAGGCAGUUUGGUAAUUACGUGCACGUGGACAUGGACAUGUUCUACGCCGCGGUGGAGAUGAAGAAGAACCCGUCGCUGGCGGAGGUGCCGCUCG
Trypanosoma grayi is the source of this 535-nucleotide messenger RNA. RefSeq names its product putative DNA polymerase kappa, putative,DNA polymerase IV. Gene Ontology annotation, biological process: error-prone translesion synthesis. Gene Ontology annotation, cellular component: nucleus. NCBI's taxonomy places the organism in Eukaryota, Euglenozoa, Kinetoplastea, Trypanosomatida, Trypanosomatidae. Gene Ontology annotation, molecular function: DNA-directed DNA polymerase activity. The transcript has a single exon. The record is from RefSeq and is a predicted model, not a curated record. The annotation marks the transcript as partial.